AUGUGUGUAUUACUCUUCGUGUUUCAUCACUACAUGGACUUCUGUAGUAAAGUCUCUACAGCUGCUAGGCUUAGUGAUGGUGCUUUGGUUUUGGUUGAUGCUGUUGAAGGUGUACAAAUUCAGACGCAUGCUGUGUUGCGUCAAGCUUGUAUCGAGAAGUUGACUCCUUGUUUGGUGCUUAACAAGAUUGAUAGAUUGAUUUGUGAGUUGAGGAUGAGUCCUAUGCAAGCGUAUACUCGUUUGAUCAGGAUUGUUCAUGAGGUUAAUAGGAUUAUAGAAUGCCCUAGACAAUAA
Molecule: messenger RNA, 294 nt
Organism: Eruca vesicaria subsp. sativa (arugula)
Lineage: Eukaryota; Viridiplantae; Streptophyta; Magnoliopsida; Brassicales; Brassicaceae
Source: the annotation of a GenBank genome assembly